CCCAGUCCCCACCUGCCUCUCCGAUUCCUACCGGCUACCUCCUCUUCCGGUUGCGCUCCCCACCCCGGUGCAACUCAUUAAGGCCUUACCCACACACAAAUUCCAUUACCAAAAAAAUCAAAGAUAAGACCAUACACACUACACUUUUCCCUUCUUCUUCCUCCUUUUUCUGCACAAAUAAUCCGACAAUUUGGGUUGUCCGCCGGCGACAUGAGGAUCAGAAAACGGCAGGUCCCAUUAUCCUUCUCCUCUCUCUCUCCUCUCCCUCUCUCAGAUCCCCUCCUCCGCCGCACUCCGCCGGUGCAACUCCAUCUCCAACUCCCCUCCUCCGAUCCUCCAAAUCUACACCCCUACGCCUGCGAUUCCGCCGCCGACCACACUAAUAAUGCCUUGGGGAAGAAGGAUCAGCUAGAACAACACGAUUCCAGGGAAACGACUGUGUUUGGUGCAGAAACAAGCAAUGGGGUUCUUCCACUGUCCUCCUCUUCUCCUCAAGUGGGUGAUGGGCAAUGGUGCGAGAGGGAUAAGGAAUUUCCAUUAAAGAAGAGAAGAGGGAGCUUUGAGAGGCAAAGUGACGAUGAUCAGAACAAUGCCGAUGAUCAAACCACCACCGCCAUGGAGUCACUGCAAGAUCAUAAGAAGACAACGAAGAACAAGAAACAACCCAAACUGGGUUUGAAUCUCGCCGGAAAAAAGAGGUCGAGAGGCGGCGCGUUAAUGGAGGGAUCCCUGUGCAGCCGUGUCAAUGGAAGAGGAUGGCGAUGUUGCCAACAAACUCUCGUCGGUUAUUCUCUCUGUGAACAUCACUUGGGAAAAGGCCGUCUCCGCAGCAUGAACAACGUACGCAGCCGCUCUUUGGCCGCCGCCGCCGCCACACUGAAAAACAUUGUCACCGUUGAUAAAGACGAGAAAAAGCCACCUCCAUGCCCACCACCGCCGUCGCCAUCAUUGACGUUAGCCAGCAAGAAGAGAACCAAACUGGGUCUUGUGAAAGCUCGGUCAAUAAGCAGCUUACUCGGCCAACCGGACGGCAUGGCGGCAAUACCGCCGUCUCCGCCCCCGUCUCAGUCGACAUUGCCUAACGACAACAUUAACCAGUAGAAAACUAUAAUUUAUUACAAAGCGACCCCUCAUCUUUUGAGUAAUUUAAAAUUUUCAAUUAGGCUGUUUUGUAAAAAAAAAAACAAUAUUUAUUGUCUUAUUAAUAUAUUUGAAC
Cucurbita maxima (winter squash) is the source of this 1216-nucleotide messenger RNA. RefSeq lists its product as uncharacterized. Lineage: Eukaryota; Viridiplantae; Streptophyta; Magnoliopsida; Cucurbitales; Cucurbitaceae. The transcript is spliced from 4 exons. The record is from RefSeq and is a predicted model, not a curated record. Bases 211 to 1101 code for a protein of 296 amino acids.